This is a messenger RNA of Theobroma umbraticum, 3479 nucleotides long. RefSeq names its product zinc ion binding protein. Gene Ontology annotation, biological process: intracellular protein transport; vesicle-mediated transport; endosome organization. NCBI's taxonomy places the organism in Eukaryota, Viridiplantae, Streptophyta, Magnoliopsida, Malvales, Malvaceae. Gene Ontology annotation, cellular component: endosome; HOPS complex. The record is from RefSeq and is a predicted model, not a curated record. Gene Ontology annotation, molecular function: protein-macromolecule adaptor activity.
ACCUUAGCAAGCCAAUUAUCAAAAUGGAGUUUCACUGAAACAAAGCUGUUAAAAUAUCCGGCAACUUUACCGGUUGAUUGCCUCUCCUAUGCAAUCAGUCCGUCGAGGGACGGCUCGCGAGGAAAUCAACGGCGGGGCAGGGUGGGUGACGGUGAAGGAUGGAUCAAGGGAGACAAGUGUUUGCAGUAGAUCUUCUAGAGAGAUAUGCGGCGAAAGGCCGCGGUGUGAUUACGUGUAUGGCGGCUGGAAAUGAUGUGAUUGUGUUGGGAACAAGUAAAGGUUGGGUUAUCAGACACGAUUUUGGGGUGGGAGAUUCGUAUGAUUUUGAUCUCUCUGCGGGCCGAACUGGGGAGCAAUCCAUCCAUAGAGUUUUUGUUGAUCCUGGGGGCAGCCAUUGUAUUGCUACUGUUGUUGGCAGUGGAGGUGCUGAUACAGUCUACACUCAUGCAAAGUGGAACAAGCCACGCGUAUUAAGCAGAUUGAAAGGGGUAGUUGUCAAUGCUGUUGCCUGGAAUAGGCAACAGAUAACUGAAGCUUCUACAAGGGAAGUCAUUCUUGGUACAGACAAUGGCCAACUCUAUGAAAUUGCAGUAGAUGAGAAGGACAAGAGGGAGAAGUAUAUGAAGCCUUUAUUUGAAUUAGCAGAACUUCCAGAAGCUAUCAUGGGUUUGCAGAUGGAAACAGCUAUCUUAAGCAAUGGAACUAGAUAUUAUGUGAUGGCUGUUACUCCCACAAGACUUUAUUCUUUCACUGGAAUUGGAUCACUAGAGACUGUUUUUGCCAGCUACUUAGAUCGUGCUGUGCGUUUCAUGGAACUUCCUGGUGAAAUACCAAACAGUGAACUGCAUUUCUUUAUCAAGCAAAGGAGAGCUGUUCAUUUUGCAUGGCUUUCUGGAGCUGGUAUAUACCAUGGUGGCCUGAAUUUUGGAGCACAGCAUAGCUCUCCAGAUGGUGAUGAGAACUUUGUGGAGAACAAGGCUCUCCUGGACUACACAAAGUUGUCUAAUGGUGCGGAUGUAGUCAAACCCAGUUCCAUGGCAGUGUCUGAAUUUCAUUUCUUGCUUCUUAUUGGAAAUAAGGUUAAGGUUGUAAACAGAAUCAGUGAGCAAAUCAUAGAGGAACUUCAGUUUGAUCAGGCAUCAGACUCUAAUUCAAGAGGGAUUAUUGGACUGUCUAGUGAUGCAACUGCAGGGUUGUUCUAUGCAUUUGACCAAAACUCUAUUUUUCAGGUUUCUGUGAAUGAUGAAGGACGAGAUAUGUGGAAGGUCUAUCUAGAUAUGAAGGAGUAUGCUGCAGCAUUAGCAAAUUCUCGUGACCCGCUCCAGAGAGACCACGUAUAUUUAGUUCAGGCUGAAGCUGCAUUCACCUCCAGGGACUUCCUCAGGGCAGCAUCUUUUUAUGCAAAAAUUAACUAUAUACUAUCAUUUGAGGAGAUCACUUUGAAGUUUAUUAGUGUCAGCGAACAGGAUGCUUUGAGAACCUUCUUAUUGCGGAAGCUUGACAAUCUGGCAAAGGAUGACAAAUGCCAAAUAACGAUGAUCUCCACAUGGGCAACGGAACUGUACUUGGACAAGAUAAAUCGGCUUCUUUUAGAAGAUGACACAGCUUUGGAGAAUCGCAAUUCAGAAUAUCAGUCAAUCAUUAGAGAGUUUCGUGCUUUCCUUAGUGACUGCAAAGAUGUAUUGGAUGAGGUGACUACAAUGAGACUUCUAGAGAGCUACGGGAGGGUUGAAGAAUUAGUAUAUUUUGCCAGUCUGAAGCAACAAUAUGAAAUUGUUGUUCACCACUAUAUUCAGCAAGGAGAAGCAAAGAAGGCAUUGGAAGUGCUUCGGAAACCUGUUGUUCCAAUAGAUCUUCAGUACAAAUUUGCCCCCGAUCUUAUUACUCUUGACGCGUAUGAGACUGUGGAGUCAUGGAUGGCCUCAAACAGCCUGAACCCAAGGAAACUUAUUCCUGCAAUGAUGCGUUAUUCAAGUGAACCUCAUGCGAAGAAUGAAACCCAUGAAGUAAUCAAAUACUUGGAAUUCUGUGUUCACCGUUUGCAUAAUGAGGAUCCAGGAAUCCACAACUUAUUGCUCUCUUUGUAUGCUAAACAGGAAGAUGAUAGCGCCCUUUUGCAUUUCCUACAAUGCAAAUUUGGAAAAGGACAAGAGAAUGGGCCUGAUUUCUUCUAUGAUCCCAAGUAUGCUCUGCGCCUCUGCCUCAAGGAAAAACGAAUGCGUGCCUGUGUUCAUAUAUACAGUAUGAUGUCAAUGCAUGAGGAGGCUGUUGCUCUUGCUCUCCAGGUUGAUCCAGAGCUUGCAAUGGCUGAAGCCGACAAGGUUGAAGAUGAUGAAGACUUGAGAAAGAAGCUUUGGCUAAUGGUUGCUAAGCAUGUUAUUGAGCAGGAAAAGGGUACUAAAAGGGAGAAUAUAAGAAAGGCAAUAGCAUUUCUCAAGGAAACAGAUGGCCUAUUAAAGAUCGAGGACAUAUUGCCAUUCUUUCCUGACUUUGCCCUUAUUGAUGACUUCAAGGAGGCAAUUUGCUCCUCACUGGAGGAUUACAACAAGCAAAUUGAGCAACUUAAGGAGGAGAUGAAUGAUGCUACACAUGGUGCUGACAACAUUAGAAAUGAUAUUAGUGCACUAGCUCAAAGAUAUGCUUUGAUUGAUCGUGAUGAGGAAUGUGGGAUCUGUAGACGUAAAAUCUUGGCUGUUGGUGGGGAUUAUAGAAUGACUCGUGGUUAUACAGCUGUAGGACCAAUGGCUCCUUUCUAUGUCUUUCCAUGUGGACAUGCCUUUCAUGCCCACUGCCUGAUUGCUCAUGUGACACGUUGCACCAAUGAAUCUCAAGCAGAAUAUAUACUGGAUUUGCAGAAGCAACUAACUUUACUUGGUAGCGAAGCCAGGAGGGAAUCUAAUGGUGGUAUCACAGAUGAAUCCAUAACCAGCAUGAACCCUGCAGACAAGCUCCGAUCACAGCUAGAUGAUGCAGUGGCCAGUGAAUGCCCAUUUUGCGGUGAGUUAAUAAUCCGUGAAAUCUCUUUGCCUUUUAUUUUGGCGGAGGAAGCCCAGCAGGUUACUUCGUGGGAGAUAAAGCAACAAAACCUUGGAAACCAAAGAAGCAUUUCUUUGCCUAUAUAAUUAGAUUAUGGGUGUUCUUGGAUGUGUGCCUGUGUAUCUGCAAGGAGCCGUUGUAGGGCCAAUUAUAUAGUUUUGUCGUCUCUCUUAUUUUCAAUGCCUUCUUGCGUCAGUUGAGUCUCGAAGAAUGGUGCCUAUUCAUGAAUGUAAUUGUGUAAUUUGUGUGUUUUUAUUUUUUUUGUAAUUUUUGCCCCUGCAUUCUUCUUCUUUUGGGCUACAAGUACUUUUCCCUCUAUUUGAUCGGGGAAUUGGCUUUCUCUGUAGCAAUGUAAUCAGGCAAUGAUUACAAUGUUUGUAAUUUAUCAUCAAAGACAAUGUUCCAAUAAUUUCCAUGUGUUAGGUUUGGGCAUCCUUGUUGAA